UUUCAGGUUAGGUUCGUUUAACCUCAACAUUCCAUAAUAUUUUUCCAAUCCUUUUUUUAUAUAAAUUAUAAUAUUUAUAAUCAAAUGGCGAACUUGGGGUGUUCUCUGAUGCAAGAAAUGAAAAAGACCGAGGAAGCAAUGAGUGAAUGUUACGACAGAAUAAAGGAUAUCGAACGAAAAAUGGUAACAAGAGAGUUAUCGCCUGAAGAAGAAAGAACUAUGAGACUAGAACUUGAGGAGGUGAAAAAAUUAUUAGCUACCAACACUGAUUUACUCAAAAAUCUACACAGGGGCAAUAGGGGCAACUUUUUUAUAGCUUUUGGUGUCCUAUUUGUAUUCAUUUUAAUUUUUAUUGUCUUUAAAGCCAUGAAGGGUGAUUUAUGAUAAUCCAACAAAUCGAACAAAGUAUGCCACAAAAGUAUUCCUUAUAUAUUAAGGUUUUUUUUGUACGUGUUCAAUAUUUAUUCAUUCCUAAACUAUGAAGAUGUUUAUUUUUUAGUAUCUUUGUAAUAAAACUAUAUUUGUCGAGAAUUAAAUCAAAGCCGGUCAUGAUCCA
Messenger RNA from Coccinella septempunctata (seven-spotted ladybird), 556 nucleotides. RefSeq names its product coiled-coil domain-containing protein 167-like. The transcript is spliced from 2 exons. NCBI's taxonomy places the organism in Eukaryota, Metazoa, Arthropoda, Insecta, Coleoptera, Coccinellidae. Bases 85 to 384 code for a protein of 99 amino acids. The record is from RefSeq and is a predicted model, not a curated record.